Molecule: messenger RNA, 429 nt
Organism: Strongylus vulgaris
Lineage: Eukaryota; Metazoa; Nematoda; Chromadorea; Rhabditida; Strongylidae
Source: the annotation of a GenBank genome assembly
AUGCCCUCUUGUGAAAUUCAUGAGGGGAAUGUUGUCGUUCCAGCACCGGAAGCAAUUAUGGAACCAGGCGUUGCUGAUGCUUUGCGUAUCUAUCUGGAAGAGGGUAGUGGAUGCACUGAAACCGCCAUUGAAGCGAUGGUUUCGGGAUAUCAAGCAUAUGCUCAGUCAGUAAAUAUGAUGUCUGAUUGGCUAACCACAUUGGGUGAUGUGCCGCCGGAAGAACCUGUACCAGUUGUCCAACCAAAGAAAACAAAACGAGGUCGACGAGGAGCGAAACAAGCAGCAGCUAAGAAAGCCGAAGAAGAGGAGGCGAAGCGUAAGGAGGAAGAGAAGGCGAAAGAGCUGGACACACCGAAAAGUCCGACCAAAAAACAUGAGACAGAGAGGAAAUUGGAGCCGUUUUAUGGAAGAAUGGGUAAGUUUUAUUAA